AUGAGCUCAACCUUCACCGUUCUGUACUCUACUCCCCCUCCGUCACGUCACCCCCUUCCAUCAUCCUCUGACCACAGGGAGGGCGUGGUGGGGGCGGAGCGGCCGGUGUGGGAGGGCGUGGUGAGGGAGGGCGUGGUGGGGGUGGAGCGGCCGAUGUGGAUAGGGAAGAUGAGGGCGAGGGGGGGCAAGUGGGUGCUGGAGGAGACGGGGCGCAAGGCAGGGGAGUUUGACUUCGUCGUCAUUGCACACAACGACCCUCACACCUCUCGCAACCCUCCCACAUCUCCCAGCUCAAUACCACCUUCCUACUCUCCCCCUUCUGAUAUCUCCCAACCCCCCCCCCUUCCUCUCCAACCCCCUCCCUUCUUCACCACCUCACAGCGCCUCGAGCUGAGUUCCAUCUGGGCGUCGAUCAUCGCCUUCGAGUCGCCUCUGCUGGCCAAUGGCAGCGUGCCACGUGGGCACUUCGACGCCGCCUUCGUGGAGGGCGUGCCAGCUGUCGCGUGGAUGUGCAACAACACCGCCAAGCUGGCGGAGGGGGGCGGCGCGGGGAGAGGGGAUGGCGGGGAGGGAUCGGGUGUGGUGCGGAGGGGUGAGGGCGUGGAGUGCUGGACGGUGUUCAGCAGUGCGGCGUAUGGCAAGCGCAACAAAGUGCCCCAGGUGGGUGGGAGGGACAGUUUUGAGAGCACCAAGGAGAACAUCCCUCUAGCCAGGGCAGCGCGAGUGAAGGAGGAGAUGCUGGACGGCGUGGCAGCAGCGCUAGGGCGGCCCAAGGACUCGUUGCCUGCGGUGCUCUUCCACAAGAUCCAGCUCUGGGGAGCGGCACUGCCACUGAACGCCCCGACAACAGCAGCAGGGGGCGGCGUGGAGUGCAUAAUGGACGCCUCUACUCGCGUGGGGCUGUGUGGCGAUUGGCUGCUCGCCCCCUCCGUGCAGGCCGCUGCCAUCAGCGGGCUCGCCAUGGCUGACAAGAUUGCCGCGUUCCACGAAGACGCAGCAGGCAGCGACCCGGCGCUCUUCUCGGUGGGCCUGGAUGCGUCCUUUGCAGCGGUGGCUGAUGCGCAUGACAUCGGUGCGUUCCCAGACGCCAUGGCAGCAGAGUCGAACGGCAGCACACGUGGUGUUGUUGCAGCACAUGGGGUGCAAGUGGCUGCGUGA
Molecule: messenger RNA, 1158 nt
Organism: Closterium sp. Naga37s-1
Lineage: Eukaryota; Viridiplantae; Streptophyta; Zygnematophyceae; Desmidiales; Closteriaceae
Source: the annotation of a GenBank genome assembly